GUAAACCAGUCCAGACAUUGUUCGGAUUUAUUCGUAACUUAUCCCUACUGCCGUCAUGGUAACCUCAGUACACUAAGAUGGCGAAGUUUGUAAUUGCAGGUCAUUCUGACUGUCCAUACUUUGCUAGAGCAGAAUUGCUUGGAGACAAACUAUCAAUAAACCUUCCAGAUUUCAAACUACACAAGAUUGUCAAAACACCAGAAGAAUGGAAGUCCUGGCUUACAGAUACAUGCCAUGAAAGGGGCUGGAAUCAUGAGAAGUCCCCUCUUGUUUGGCGGGAACUCAUUGACCGCGGUGGUAAGGGAGUCCUCAUUGGUGGUGCCAACGAGUUCCAGGAAUAUGCACAGGGCUACUAUGGCAUCGAGUCAGAACUUGUCAGCAAUGACAUGACCAAAAUUGCUGCAGAAAAUGCAAAAAUAAAAACUGAAAGCGAUAAAGAAGAAGCAGAAUACAAGGCUCACAGCCAGCCAGUAAAUGUUUGCAUCACCAAUGCUUCAUCACAUGUGUGUUAUUCUCUUCUUAAUUCACUCACCAGAGGUGAUGUUCUUGGAAGUAAUGUUGAACUGAUGGUGCGCUUGUUUGACAAUACCGGGGAGAAGGAAUAUUUGGAAGGAGUCCGAAUGGAAACUGAAGAUCUUGCUAAUGGUCUCUUGAGAGGUAUCAAAGUUGAAACAGACAUUACGGAGGCAUUUAGAGACUGUAGUGUUAUAAUCCUGUUAGACGAAAUUCUACAAGGAGACAAAACCAAAGAGGAAUGGAUUAAAGAAAACUCUGAACAUUUUGUAAAAUAUGCUAAAGUGAUAGAUAAAGUUGCUAACAAAUCCGUAAAAGUGCUUGUAGCUGGAGCGGGUCCAGUCAACUUUAAUGCAACCAUGAUGAUUAAGAAUGCACCAAAUAUUCCACGACAGAACUUUGUGGCUAUGUCAAGAUUGGUUGAAAAUCACUCAAAAUCAAUAAUUGCAGAAAGACUGAAAGUUAACACAGCUGGUGUUGUUGAUUUGAUCAUCUGGGGUAAUCCCAAUGGCCAACAUUACAUUGAUGUCUCGAACAGCAGAGUUCAUGGUUAUGAUGGUUCAAUCAUUGGUCCAGACUCCUUCUCCGUUUCUGGACCAGAGAUGGUAUUCGAUCACCUGUGGUUGGAAACAGAGUAUCUAGACUUGGUAAAAACAAAGCAGGCAAAAGCAGAGAUAGCUAUGGGACACCCUGCUGUCUUAUCUCAAGCUUCUGCAAUCAACUCUACUUUGAUGCAUUGGUGUAAUGGCUCACCCUCUGGCCAGAUAUUUUCAUUGGGAGUGUGCUCCAAUGGAUGGUAUGGUGUGCCCAAGGGAAUGGUGUUCUCAUACCCAGUCACCUUUCACCCUAAAGGUUAUUGGUGUGUUGUCCAAGACAUUGACCUUUCGGAAGAAGUAAAGGGCAAAAUACUAGAAACUAUUCAGGAUCUAGAGUCAGAACUUGAGGUGAUAUUUCCACGCCCUAAACCUCCAACACCAGAGAGUGAUGAGAAUGUGUCCAAUAAUCAGACAUCUGAUGGUGAAGACAAAGGUGCAGAUGGUGAGCAACGUUUAGAAACAAUCGUUGAAGAGAAGAAAGAAACCUCUGAGGAAGAAGGGGAGACAACCACUACGGAGGGUGAAAAAAGUACAACAGAGGCAGAGAAAACUGCCACUGAGGGAGAAAAGGAGGGUGAUAAAUCUGCUGGGGAGGGCGAGAAGACAGACGAGGGAGAAGCAGAGAAAACUGAAGAGAAAAAGGAAGAAGUAGCUGAAGAGGAGUCAAAAGAUGAACAGUUACCAACAGAAUAGAUGGUGUUUAGAAUCUGAACUCAUUUUACAUUGAAAUGUUUUUGCUAAUAAAAUUUGUUAAAAUAAGAUAGGAAUUGUCUUAAGAAAGAAAACAAGUGUUUAUUUUGUUUACAGCUGUAAACAUACUAAUUAUAUAUAGAGAUGUUUAUGAUUAAUUUAAUACAGACUGUGAUAUUACUUAUUCUGUAGCAGUUACUUUGAAAUAUUGUUUUCAUGGUAUACAUGUUUCACAUUCCGAGACAAACCAUUGCUUAAUAUCUUGUCUUUGCAUUAUGAAGGGAUGUGUGUAUGUAUAAAUAAUCUUCUAUGUACCAGCUAAAAAUUUAUGUCAGAUUUAUUCAAAUUUAGAUACUACAAAUAUUUAACAUACUUUAUUUAAAAGAAAAUAUGUUAAUGGAAGUUUUUUUUACACAUAAAAACUUUCAUCAAAAGAUAUUGGCUAAAUAUUUGUCACAGUUACAUGCAUUCAUUUAAUACUUUCUCAUGCAAUUUUGUUGAAAAAGGAACAUUAAAUUUUAUACAUCA
Mercenaria mercenaria is the source of this 2327-nucleotide messenger RNA. Its product is annotated as putative malate dehydrogenase 1B. Gene Ontology annotation, molecular function: L-malate dehydrogenase (NAD+) activity. The transcript has 5 exons. The coding region runs from base 78 to 1802 and encodes 574 amino acids. NCBI's taxonomy places the organism in Eukaryota, Metazoa, Mollusca, Bivalvia, Venerida, Veneridae. The record is from RefSeq and is a predicted model, not a curated record. Gene Ontology annotation, biological process: tricarboxylic acid cycle; malate metabolic process; oxaloacetate metabolic process.